Conger conger (European conger) is the source of this 2255-nucleotide messenger RNA. RefSeq names its product tRNA methyltransferase 2 homolog B (gene trmt2b). Gene Ontology annotation, molecular function: tRNA (uracil(54)-C5)-methyltransferase activity, S-adenosyl methionine-dependent. The transcript has a single exon. The coding region runs from base 229 to 1710 and encodes 493 amino acids. Lineage: Eukaryota; Metazoa; Chordata; Actinopteri; Anguilliformes; Congridae. Gene Ontology annotation, biological process: RNA processing. The record is from RefSeq and is a predicted model, not a curated record.
UUGGACAGGAACGUUUAUUACACGUCACUGGUCAAGUAGCACACUGUACUUCAGGCAGGUGGUGCAACGGAAAACAAGGAAAAAUACAAGGAAAUAGAUUACUUCUGGCACGUUGCGUGCGCUCAAUUGACAAAUACUGACGAACUGUCAAGUCUUUCAUGCCUGGCCGGUGGAUCAUAUCAGACAGAAACUGAAGUCUUCUGUCUAAGGUUAGUUUCUCUGCGUUGCAUGAUGUUUAUUGUGCAGUCAAGAACGGCAUUUCGAUUCGCACAGCAUUUUAGAGCGGCAUACACUCCAGGAAAAGUUUAUCUUGGUAGUUCGGUAAAGGAUGCGAUCACAUCCAAAGACCCCAAACGUCCACUCGGAACAUUCGAUAAGAAAAGGAGGAGAAGGAAGCAAGGGCCGCCUCAGAACGACACCGCGUCCUGGGAGGAGCGGUUGGCUGAUGCAGUUACUCCUCUGUGGCGGCUCAGCUACGAGCAGCAGCUGCAGCUGAAACAGGAGCGGCAGGAAGACAUUGUGCGCCGUCUAUCGGAGGCCGGCGGGUACCGCUGCCCCCCAGUGCUGCCUAUACGACCGUCACCAGUGACGGAUGCAUACCGUAACAAGUCCACCUUCUCCGUUAAUGUCGGGCCCGGCGGCGAUCCAAAGACGGUGGGGCUCUAUGUUGGUACUGGGAGAGCGGGCAGCAUCGUCUGUGUCAGGGGAGACCACCUGAAGCACAUUCCCGAGAAACACAAGCUGGUGGCCCGAUGCUAUGAGGAGUUCCUCCGCCUGUCCCCACUGGAGCCUUGCCUCCUCUUCCACACGGGAGGCCACUGGCGGGAGAUUGUUGUCAGGACUAACACAGCAGGCCACACCAUGGCCAUUGUGGUCUUCCAUCCUCAGACGAUGGCUCCAGAAGAGGUUCAGCUCCAUAGGGCAGCCUUGCUGGAGUACUUCACCCAGGGCCCUGGGGCCGCCUGCCAGCUGGACUCUCUGUACUUCCAGGAGAGCGCAAUGACUCGCUGCAGCCACCAGGAGGCGCCGUUCCAGCUGCUGUACGGUGCCUCGCACAUCCACGAGGACGUGCUGGGGCUGCGGUUCCGCAUUUCUCCCGACGCUUUCUUCCAGGUGAACACGGCCGGUGCGGAGGUGCUGUACGACAGCGUCCGGGAGUUCAGCGCUCUGGGAGAAGUGGGCGGGGCGGUUGGGGAGAUGAGCGACGGCCGUGAAGCGGGAGUGGGCGGAGCCACGCUGCUGGACGUGUGCUGCGGCGCAGGGGUUAUCGGCAUCUCCAUGGCGACCGCAGUGGACAGGGUGGUUGGCGUGGAGAUCGUGGAGCAGGCUGUGGAAGACGCCAGGCACAACGCCGCGCUCAACCAGGCGAGGAACUGCGAAUUCCUGCCGGGGAAGGCCGAAGUGGUGCUCCCGCAGUUACUGCCCUCUCUCGGGUCCAACCGGGGUCUGGUCGUGGUGGCGAACCCCUCCCGCGCUGGGCUGCACUACCGGGUGAUCCGGGCUCUCCGGAACCUUCCGUCCAUCCGCCGACUGGUUUACGUGUCCUGCAAGCCGGAGGGAGAGGCCACACGAAACUUUCGAGAGCUCUGCUGCCCCGCCAACCCGCGGAAGAAGCUCGCGGGGGAGCCGUUCACCAUGACAGCCGCGGUGCCUGUAGACAUGUUCCCCCACACCGCGCACUGUGAGCUCCUGAUGCUGUUCCAGCGGUAGCGCCACACCUUUGAGCCAGCUGUGAGGGAAAUGCCGGAAGACUUGAUUUCACAUGACUGUAUGUUCUGCCAAGUCAGUUUUGAUGCAUGGGAGAAAAAAAAAUGCAAUAAAAAAUUGCAACCCCCAAAUCAUUCACUAGAUGGCGCAAGUACGCAAGGUUUGCCCGUAAAUUUGCCUUUGUCCCCAGAAGCAAAUGGUUGCCAUUUAUAUGGCGCCUUUAUCCAAAGCGCUGUACAAUUGAUGCUUCUCAUUCAUCCUUUCUCACACACACACACACACACACACACACACUCACACACCACAGCGAUUAGCUGCCAUGCAAAGCACCAACCAGCUCUUCAGGUUACUCAUCAGGAGCACCCAGGGAGGGAUCGAGCUGGCAGCCGUCCAACUGCCAGACAACUGCUCUUACCUCCUGGGCCAAUGUCGCCAAUGUCAAAGUCAGUUUGGAACAGGAUGACUAUUUCUUUGAAAUUAAAGCAAUAAAUGUUCCACCUACAUAUUGAUGUCAGAAUAAAUAUGUUGAAAACCAGACUAGGAUAAUU